GGGGCAGUGCCGGGGAGGUGGGUGGGUGGGAUAGCGGGACUGGAGUUGAGUGCGGGGCUGAGUGAGGAGGGGCAGGGCUCGGGCUGCAGGCCUGGGGCCGACCUUGGCGGGAAGGGGAGGUCCCAGAGCUGCCUCGCCGGAGGGCUCUCUGGUUGCAUUGAGUAUCGGGGCCGGAGUGGGUGCGCUGGGACGGGAUCAGAAUCGAAAGGGGACGGUUAAAGGGCUCUUGGGUGCCGGGGUGCGGAGCUGGCCCGAGAAGGGAGGUAAUUAAUGCAGGGAGGAAAAUCGAUUUCUGCCUGGAAAGAACGGAGGCAGAGAAGAGGUUUUUGAGGUAUCUUUAGAGCGAAGGGAGAGAUCAGGUGUGAAAAACGGAGUAAUGCUGACAUGGAAGACCGAUAAACGCAUGAAAGUGGGGGUUGGAAUAUCCUGGGAAAGUGUUGACAGCGGUCUUUAUUCUUAUGGGUUUCUAUAGGUUGAGCUAGAGGGGAGAGAUUGUUUUGUUAUAGAUACAUGUAAGUAGUCCAAAGUGAAUUAUGUGGGCAGUCUUGGGUGUAGUUGAAGAGACAGAGAUGUGUGCUACAGAGAAUAGUCUAGGAAUUUUGGGGAUGUACCAUACUAUAGCUCUGGGGGCCUGUGUAUCCCCAUAGUUGUAUGCUGGUGAGAGAGAAGGAUUAAAUAUGAAGAGGGCCUCUUUUUGCAGGGAUUUUUUUGUGCAGAUGGGGCUUCUGAGUGACAGGCAUUGCAAGCCCUGAGUGAGACAGGUGAAAGGUUAAGCCCUUGUAAAGGAUAGGCUGGCUAUUCCUGGACAAGAUGACUAAAAAAGAGAAAUUCAGUUUGUAUGAAAGCAGGAUAUGAAAGUUCCUGGAGUGGGUUAGGAUAGAUUUGGGUCUUUUCUCAAAGAAAAAAUGUUUAGGUUGAUACUCUGAAGGGGGGUUCUCAGCUGAGUUAAUGAAGGCCGGCCUGGGCCUUUAUGUAAAAAAGGGUGGUGCUGGUUGGGGAGGAGGCACAUGGGUAUUCCUAGAUGAGUUACAGUGGCCUUAAGAAAGGAAUUAAGUCAGUGUGAGUAGAUGACAGGGUGCUCAGGGCAUUAGCACAGUACACUUGAUCUUGAUGGAGAGAAAGAGUGAUUGACAGCUCAGAAUGAUGGGAAUCAUCUGGCUGUGAAUUCCUAGAGAUCUGCCUGCCGUAGUCCCUGCCCAGAGGGAACUGCCCAGCCCAAGAUCUUGAUAUGUGUAGUUUGAACCAGUUUAAGAGAUCAGGAAGUGGUUAAGGUGGGAAAAGUAUGGAGAUGCGUUCAGCCAGUGAGAGAAAAUUUGGUAGGCGGGUAACUUGAUGUGAGGAACCCGGGCACUGGUGGUUCACAGAGGGUGGGUGGCAAGAGGAGGGCUCAGACCACCAGUGCCACCAGUUGGCUUGGACACACCAGUUUGUGUGGUCUGAGUGUAAAAAGACGAUUGUGAGCCUGUAAGAAGGCAGAGUCUAUGUAGGAGUGCAGCUUGGAGGGACAAGCCACGAGAAUGUUUGAGGAUUCUGCGAGUAGCUUGGCAAAGGAAUACUGACUGUCCUGUGCAAUGCCCAGGGCCUUGCUGCUGCCAUGACUGAGGAGAGUGAAGAGACGGUCCUGUAUAUUGAGCACCGCUAUGUCUGCUCUGAGUGCAACCAGCUCUAUGGAUCCUUGGAGGAGGUGCUUGUGCACCAGAACUCCCAUGUGCCCCAGCAGCACUUUGAGCUGGUGGGCGUGGCUGACCCUGGAGUCACAGUGGCCACAGAGGCAGCUUCAGGCACAGGCCUAUAUCAGACCCUCAUACAGGAGAGCCAGUACCAGUGUCUCGAGUGUGGGCAGUUGCUCCUGUCACCCAGCCAGCUCCUGGAGCACCAAGAGCUACACCUGAAGAUGAUGGCACCCCAGGAAGCAGUGCCAGCUGAGCCAUCACCCAAGGUACCCCCCUUGAGCUCCAGCACCAUCCACUAUGAGUGUGUGGACUGUAAGGCUCUGUUCGCCAGCCAGGAGAUGUGGCUGAGCCAUCGCCAGACGCAUCUCAGAGCCACGCCCAACAAGGCUCCUACCCCUGUUGUCUUGGGGUCCCCAGUUGUCUUGGGCCCCCCUGUGGGCCAGGCUCGAGUGGCUGUGGAACAUUCGUACAGAAAAGCAGAAGAAGGUGGGGAGGGGGCAGCUGUUCCGUCCGUGGCUGCCACCACUGAGAUGGUGACAGAAGUAGAGCUGCUCCUCUACAAGUGCUCUGAGUGCUCCCAGCUCUUCCAGAUGCCAGCCGACUUCCUGGAGCACCAGGCCACCCACUUCCCUGCUCCUGUCCCAGAGGCUGCAGAGCCUGCCACACAGCAGGAAACCCUGGUCCCCUCACCCACUGAGGCAGCAGCGUCUCAGCCUGACCCUCUGCCAGCUUCCGAUCACAGUUAUGAGCUGCGUAAUGAGCUGCGAAACGGGGAGGCCAUUGGGCGAGACCGCCGGGGACGGAAGCCUCGAAGGAACAAUAGUGGAGAGUCAGGUGGGACGGCCACCCAGGAACUAUUUUGCUCAGCCUGUGACCAGCUCUUUCUCUCACCCCACCAGCUACAGCAGCACCUUCGGAGUCACCGGGAGGGUGUUUUUAAGUGUCCUCUGUGCAGUCGUGUCUUCCCCAGCCCUUCUAGUCUGGAUCAGCACCUUGGUGACCAUAGCAGUGAGUCUCACUUCCUUUGUGUAGACUGUGGCCUAGCCUUUGGCACUGAAGCCCUCCUCCUGGCCCACCGGCGAGCCCAUACCCCAAAUCCUCUACAUUCAUGUCCCUGUGGGAAGACCUUUGUUAACCUCACCAAGUUCCUCUAUCACCGGCGUACCCACGGAGCAGGAGGUGUCCCUUUGCCCACAACACCAGUUCCACCAGAGGAGCCUGCUAUUAGCUUUCCUGAGCCAGCCCCUGCAGACACAGGAGAGCUGGAGGCCCCAGAGCUCCCGGCAUCUGAGGUGAGUUCAGCCGAGCCUGCAGCUCCAGGCACUUACCGCUGCCUCCUGUGUAGCCGGGAGUUUGGUAAGGCGCUGCAACUAACCCGGCAUCAGCGUUUUGUGCACCGGCUAGAGCGGCGCCAUAAAUGCAGCAUUUGUGGCAAGAUGUUCAAGAAGAAGUCUCAUGUGCGGAACCAUCUGCGUACACACACUGGGGAGCGGCCCUUCCCAUGCCCUGACUGCUCUAAGCCUUUCAACUCACCAGCCAACCUGGCCCGCCACCGGCUCACACACACAGGGGAGCGGCCUUACCGAUGUGGGGACUGUGGCAAGGCUUUCACUCAGAGCUCCACUCUGAGGCAGCAUCGCCUGGUGCAUGCCCAGCAUUUCCCCUAUCGCUGCCAGGAGUGUGGAGUCCGCUUUCACCGCCCAUAUCGCCUGCUCAUGCACCGCUAUCACCACACAGGCGAGUACCCCUACAAGUGUCGUGAGUGCCCCCGCUCCUUCUUGCUGCGCCGGCUGCUAGAGGUCCACCAGCUUGUGAUCCACGCCGGGCGUCAGCCCUACCGCUGCUCAUCCUGUGGGGCUGCCUUCCCCUCAUCACUGCGGCUUCGUGAGCAUCGCUGUGCAGCUGCUGCCACCCAGGCCCCACGGCGCUUUGAGUGUGGGACCUGUGGCAAGAAAGUGGGCUCUGCUGCUCGCCUGCAGGCACAUGAAGCUGCCCAUGCUGCUGCAGGUCCUGGAGAGGUCUUAGCUAAGGAGCCCCCGGCUCCCCGGGCCUCCAGGGCUACUCGAACACCAGUCACACCCUCCCCAACAGCCCUUGGUGGUACAACCUCUGCUGCCCCUGCAGCCCCUGCCCGGCGUCGGGGUCUGGAAUGCAGUGAGUGCAAGAAGCUCUUUAGCACAGAGACAUCACUGCAGGUCCAUCGGCGCAUCCACACGGGUGAGCGACCAUACCCCUGUCCAGACUGUGGCAAAGCCUUUCGUCAGAGUACCCAUCUGAAAGACCACAGGCGCCUACACACAGGCGAGCGGCCCUUUGCUUGUGAAGUGUGUGGCAAGGCCUUUGCCAUCUCCAUGCGCCUGGCAGAACAUCGCAGAAUCCACACGGGUGAACGGCCCUACUCCUGCCCUGACUGCGGCAAGAGCUACCGCUCCUUCUCCAAUCUCUGGAAGCAUCGCAAGACUCACCAGCAGCAACAUCAGGCGGCAGUACGGCAGCAGCUGGCAGAGGCGGAGGCUGCUGUGGGCCUGGCUGUGAUGGAAACUGCAGUGGAGGCUCUGCCCCUUGUGGAGGCCAUUGAGAUCUACCCUCUAGCUGAGGCUGACGGGGUCCAGAUUAGUGGCUAACUGGCCCCCAUUUUUCUCUUCAGCAUCACCAAGCCCCCAUGCUGAAGGCCCUCCAACAAAUAGCCCCUUUAAACCUGUGUACAUAUUGUACCCCUCUCUCCUCUCCACCACCUUAUGAGUUUUGUAACUUUUUUUUUUGAGUGGGUUGCUCUGGAGUCCUUGACAUGUAAAGGACCCCUCUUCCCACCUUCCACCUAUUUGGUGGUCUCCAAAUGAAGCAGUCAAUAAAGACUGAGUUGGACAUUUA
Mastomys coucha (southern multimammate mouse) is the source of this 4544-nucleotide messenger RNA. RefSeq names its product zinc finger protein 574 (gene Znf574). Gene Ontology annotation, molecular function: DNA-binding transcription activator activity, RNA polymerase II-specific; RNA polymerase II cis-regulatory region sequence-specific DNA binding. The transcript is spliced from 2 exons. The record is from RefSeq and is a predicted model, not a curated record. Gene Ontology annotation, cellular component: nucleus. NCBI's taxonomy places the organism in Eukaryota, Metazoa, Chordata, Mammalia, Rodentia, Muridae. The coding region runs from base 1595 to 4297 and encodes 900 amino acids. Gene Ontology annotation, biological process: regulation of transcription by RNA polymerase II.